Messenger RNA from Cyprinodon tularosa, 2100 nucleotides. RefSeq names its product tumor protein p63 regulated 1-like (gene tprg1l). Bases 178 to 1026 code for a protein of 282 amino acids. The record is from RefSeq and is a predicted model, not a curated record. NCBI's taxonomy places the organism in Eukaryota, Metazoa, Chordata, Actinopteri, Cyprinodontiformes, Cyprinodontidae. Gene Ontology annotation, cellular component: cytoplasm. The transcript has 6 exons.
UUCCCUUUAAGGGGAAGGCAUUAAACAGGGGAAGUGAAGCCAGUCGCAACUGCUUCAUUGUUUCACCCCCCUCUCACUAUCAAAACACUCUUAGUUCACUAUGGGGGAUUCCGCUUCUUCAGAGUGAAAUUGAACGCUAAUUGUCAGAAAAUCUCCCCGAACAUCGUUUCCUCCACCAUGCUUCAGCUGAACGACACCAUGGACCCGGAGAGCCCGGGUGCUGCGGUUCUCCUCCCCGCAGAGGCAGAGGAGGGGGUGGAGGUUGCUUUCACGCCUCCGGAGGCCCACGGACGGAGCUUCGGACACGCAGCCUCCGUGGCCUGCUGCCCCCCCUUACAGACGCUCACGCCUUUCCAUGUCCACAACCCCACCAUGCAAGCUACAGUCAAGGACUACUUCGUGUUCAGGCCAGGUACCAUCGAGCAGGCGGUGAAUGACAUCCGGACGGUGGCGCUCCCAUCAGAGGACGGGGAGGUGCUGAGCGUCUGGCUGCUGGUGGAAGUAGACCAUUGGAACAAUGAGAAGGAGAGGCUUGUUCUGAUCACUGACAGGUCUUUGCUGGUGUGCAAGUAUGACUUCAUUAAUUUGCUGUGUCAGCAAGUGGUCAGGAUAUCUCUGAACGCCGUAGACACCAUCUCUGUGGGUGAAUUUGAAUUCCCACCAAAAUCUCUCAACAAAAGAGAGGGCUAUGGGAUUCGUGUUCAGUGGGACAAACGUCCUCGGGCUUCGUUCUUAAACCGCUGGAACCCGUGGUCCACAGACAUGCCCUACUCCACCUUCACAGAGCACCCCAUGGCCCACGCUGAUGAGAAAGUGGCUUCCCUCUGCCAGUUGGACAACUUCAAAACCCAGCUGGUACAGGCAGUGAAGAAGGCCCAUAAGGAGCACCCCAUCCCCGGACGGGCUAACGGCGUGCUGAUCUUGGAAAGACCCCUCCUCAUCGAGACCUAUCUGGGUAUUAUGUCUUUCAUCAACAAUGAGGCGAAGCUUGGCUAUUCCAUGACGCGAGGCAAAAUAGGCUUCUAGAAAAUUUCCAGGGAGGAGCCUGUGUAUGUAUCUUGAUUACCUUGUACUGUCUGAGGGAAGCUCCAGUACAAUGUGUAGCUUGACUGUGAGUGUGUGUUUGUGUCUGAGUCGAGCCCAUGACAUGUCCAAACUUCCAUUAAUUUGGUUUGAAGACAAGUGGUCGACCUGCAGAAGGUAAAACACAGGAAGCUCUGUGACGAUUCCUGUUUUCUGCUUCCUAUCAGAAACCUGCACACGUCUUUUGCAUUUCCACCUUCUACAGCUUAUGCUUUAAAUAACAUAAAUUAGAAAACUACUACGCUCCCUUUACAUUUAUUCAAUUCUAAACUUACGAUAUUUUGAUUUUGAUUGAUUGCAUUUAGAUAAGAGAUUUGAUUUGUUAAAACCUUAAGCUGCAGCAGGAAGCCAUGUUAAACAAAAUGUUUCAGUUGGUUUAUUACAUAGUUGAAACUGAAUGGUUUUGUUAUUGCAUUAUUAUAAAUAAGAGGUAUUUAACCCUAAUGUCACAUGUUUACAUAGAGAAGACUAAAAAUGGAAUUAACAACAAAUGCACAGUAGAAAUUACAUAUUUGGCCUUGUAACAUAUGUGUAACCUUAUUGUAAUUAUUUUUCGGAGUAGGAGGAAGCAAUUUGUAACCAGUUCUAUGCAGGAGUUUUGAUCUUAUUUCUUUAUAUUUUGCUUCCAGUAAGCCAUAUUACCUCCUAAAGGAUGUUUUAGCAAUAGAUCUGAAGGACUUUAUGGAUGAGUUGCAGUUUUUGGCCAAAUUAGUAUUGAUAUGAUUAAUUCUUCUUGAUUAAAAAGGAAUUUGUAUCCAUCUUUACACAACAAACUAUUUAGCUAUUUUUUUUCAGCUUUUUGUGAUGAAAGACAAUUUUUCAACUAACCCUAACUUUUGAUUCAGGUAUUAAAAAAGGCCAAAGAAAACCUUUUAGUUUAUAAUGUUAAUCCUACAGUUAUUAUCAAAGACAGUUUGCCAUAAUUUAGAAUAGUGUGCUUGAAUGAGAAGAACAACAAAAAAAACCUGGAGAGAAAAAUGAAAUGUCAGCCUUUAAAGCAAACUGAUUAAUACUGUU